This is a messenger RNA of Ctenocephalides felis (cat flea), 1713 nucleotides long. Its product is annotated as zinc finger protein 708-like. The transcript is spliced from 2 exons. Gene Ontology annotation, cellular component: nucleus. Lineage: Eukaryota; Metazoa; Arthropoda; Insecta; Siphonaptera; Pulicidae. Gene Ontology annotation, biological process: regulation of transcription by RNA polymerase II. Gene Ontology annotation, molecular function: RNA polymerase II cis-regulatory region sequence-specific DNA binding; DNA-binding transcription factor activity, RNA polymerase II-specific. The record is from RefSeq and is a predicted model, not a curated record. Bases 1 to 1713 code for a protein of 570 amino acids.
AUGUCUAAAGAAAUAAAUUCUAACACAACUAUUAAAAUUGAAUUUGAUUCUUAUUUUCAAGUGAAACAAAAAUUCGAUGAUUCAAAAAGUCUGUUGGAAAAUGAUGAAAUGUAUCUGCAGCAAUUUUUAAAAUCUCAGGGAACAAUUGAUGAAGAAAUAAAGCAAGCAACAGUUGAUAAACAAUAUGCAUUACCCAAAGAAUCUAAUGAAGAUAUUAGCAAGUCAAUUAAUUUAAUGGAUAAUAUGAAAAAAACAUAUCCAGGAAAAUGUAAAACAACAACCAACAAUUGCCUGAAAAUGCCUUAUGAAACAGAAUUGGAUGAAUACGAUAAUAUUUGUCCAGAAACCAAUGAAAUAUUACUACAGCGUUUUUUAAAAUCUGAAGUAACAAUUGAUGAAAAAACAAUUGAUGAGCCAUAUCCAGUCUUCAUUAUGUUAGAUGAAGAACCUUAUGUACGUAACGAAGAUAUUACUAAGCCAAUUAUGAACAAAUCAUUGGAAGAAGAACCAGGAAAAGGUAAAAUGGCAACCAACAAUUGCCUGAAUAUGUCUGAUGAAACUAAUUCAAACUCAACUAUUAAAAUUGAACCAAUUCAAUAUCCUCAAGUGAAGCAAGAAUUUGAUGAUAAUGAAGGAUUCAUCUUGCCAGAACACGAUGAAAUAUGUCUACAGCGUUUUUUAAUAUCUAAGGUAACAAUGGAUCAAGAAACAGUUGAUGAACAAGAUGCAACUAUCAGUACAGGUAAAAUAAUAUUAGAUGAAGAACCUUACCUGCAUAACAAAGAUCUUGGUAAGUCAAUUAAUUUAAUAUCUAAUGAAACAAACUCAAACUCAACCAUUAUAAUUGAACCAACUGAAUAUCCUCAAAUGAAACGAGAAUUUAAUGAUAAUGAAGAUAUGCCACAAAACAAAAUAUUUCUACAGCGAUUUUUGAAAUCUGAGGUAACAAUCGAGGAAGAAAUAAAGAAGAAGAGAUUGAGAUUUAAACGGUCAUUUGGUUUGAAUCGGCAUUUAUCAGUGCAUACUCAAGAACGCCCUUACAGUUGUGAAAUAUGCAAUAAAACAUUUAGAUCAAAACUUGGAUUUGAUGGACAUGAAAUUAUUCAUACUAGAGAACGGCCUUUCAAUUGCCAAGUAUGCAAUAAAACAUUUGCUAGAAAAGCCGCCUUAAAUAACCAUGAAAUUAUUCAUGCUGAAAAACGCCCUCAUGAAUGUCAAAUGUGCAAUAAAACGUUCACAACAAAACACAUAUUAGCCCGACAUGAAAUUAUUCACACUGGAGUACGCCCGUACAAAUGUGAAAUAUGCAAUAAAGGAUUUUCAGAUUUUUCUACUUUAAGAAAGCAUUCUGCAAGACACAGUGAAGAUCGACCUUAUAAAUGUGAAACAUGCGAUAAAACAUUCAAAUAUCAACCAGCAUUAUACCGGCAUAAAAUCAUCCAUACCGGAGAACGUCGUCAUGUAUGCAAAAUAUGCAAUAAGACGUUUAUUCAAUCAGCUCAUUUGAAAGUUCAUUUUGUUUUACACACCGGGGAACGCAAUUAUGAAUGUAAAGUAUGCAAUAAAAGAUUUUCAGAUUCAAGAAAUUUGAAAAUUCAUUCUAUAAAGCACAGUGAUGAUCGACCUCAUAAAUGUAAAACAUGUGAUAAAACAUUCAAAUAUCAAAGCACUUUAAAAAAUCAUGGAAAGAUCCACACUUCAGAUUUAGAUUGA